Molecule: messenger RNA, 1542 nt
Organism: Schizophyllum commune H4-8
Lineage: Eukaryota; Fungi; Basidiomycota; Agaricomycetes; Agaricales; Schizophyllaceae
Product: MFS general substrate transporter
Exons: 9
Coding region: 1-1542 (513 amino acids)
Biological process (GO): transmembrane transport
Molecular function (GO): transmembrane transporter activity
Source: RefSeq, a predicted model, not a curated record
AUGAGCGCGACGAUGGAGAUGAAGGAGAUGAAGAAGGAUGGUGUAGUUCAAGAUCAGCCAGUUGCUCCUCCCGCAGAAGCAAGCCAGAUUAGACCGGCAGAGGAGGAACCACCGCUUCCUUACACUCGAAGGGAAACCUGGUUUAUCGUCCUCAUUAUCGCAAUAGCCGGCCUCUUUAGUCCGCUACCAGCCAACAUCUACUUCCCCGCCAUACCUACGCUCACGGGCGUCUUCCACAAGUCGACUUCGGACCUCAACUUGACCGUCACAGUCUAUUUGAUCCUCCAAGGCAUCUCGCCCAUGGUCUGGGGUCCCGUGUCUGAUUUUUACGGUCGUCGGCCGACGUAUCUCAUCUGCUUCAUUAUCCUGGUCAUGUCCUGUCUCGGCCUUGCUCUCGUGCCAACGAAUGCGUUCUGGCUUCUCCUGCUGCUUCGAUGCUUGCAAUCGGCGGGAUGCUCUAGUACGACUGCUUUAGGAUCUGGUGUCAUAGGCGAUAUAUCCCAUAGAAAGGAUCGCGGCGGGUACUACAGCGCCUUCAAUCUCGGCCCUCAGGUAGCUCCCGUAAUAGGGCCCAUUCUGGGUGGUGCGCUAGCGGGAGGCCUCGGCUGGAGAUCCAUAUUCUGGUUUCUCUUCAUCUUGUCCUCCUCGUCUUGGUCAUUCCUUCUAUGCUUCCUCCCCGAGACGCGCCGCAUCGACGUCGCUAGCCGUAACGCCUUCACAAAGCUUAUCUACACCCCCAUUAUUCCCGUCGUCAAGCGCUCACAAGCCGUCAUUGACUCAGCCCGGCUCCCCACCACUACCUCUACCACAUCCACCCCCAAACGCACCCGCAUCCGCAACCCCCUCCCGCUCUUCCUCAACCCCGCCGUCUCGCUCGCUCUCGCCUUCACCGCCGUCAUCUAUUCCGUAUGGUACUGCGUCACCGCGACCAUAUCCAGCGCCUUCGCCGCGAAGUACCCCUUCCUCACCGAGGCGGACGUGGGGCUGUGCUACCUGCCUAUUGGCGUCGGCAUGUUUCUGUCGAGCGCGGUGCAUGGGAGGAUACUGGACGCGGAGUACCGACGGAUGCGACAAAGGUGGCUCGUGGGGAGGGGGCCCGACGAGGGGGAGAAGGGGCCAGUGGGCUUUCCGAUUGAGCGCGCGCGCCUGAGGUUGAUCCCGCUGCAUAUUCUUGUGUUCGCGGGGUGCGUGAUUGGAUGGGGGUGGUCGUUGGAGGCAGGGGUGCAUCUCGCGGCGCCGCUCUGCUUGUCGUUGCCGAUCGGCUACACCUUCAACGUCGUUCUCAAUACCACGAUGACGCUCAUGAUCGAUAUCGAGCACUCGCAGAGCUCGAGUGUGACUGCCUGCACGAACCUUGCGCGCUGCAGCCUCGCUGCUGUCCUAACCGCCGUCAUCGACCACAUCACGAGCGCUAUCGGCUACGGAUGGACGUAUGUUCUGUUCGGCGGCCUUUCCCUGCUCAUGAUCCCCCUCAUCUAUCUCGAGAUACUCAUGGGCCCGCGAUGGCGAGCGCGGCGUGAAGCGAAGAAGGCACAAGCGUAG